AUGACGGAGCCCGUUAGAGGUCCCCCAGAGGAUGAGAUGCAAGAUAGUAUAACACUUUCGGCUGCUCCUCGGGCGAAACCAUGUUUAGAGGAUGCUUUUGGUAAUCCUGCUAGCGCUUUUCUUGAAGAUGAAGUUCCAGCCUCACCUACCUAUUCGGUUUCAUCGAUGAGUACACUCUCUUCAAUAUCAGACCUUGACUUAGACUCGGACUCAGAGUCUCUACCGUUACCUUCAAAAGUCAAGUCUGAAGUUGCUGAUAGUAAUGAUGUUCUUGAAAAUAUGGGAAAUGUCAUUCACGCAGACAGCUUACCUCCUGAAAACAUUGACCCCCCACAAAAAAUCUACCAGAAGUCUCGAGUCCGAGGGGUUGAUGUUUGUGCUGAUGCAGAUACGGUUGAAGCAUUUCGAGUUGCUAGAGCCAUUGCUGCUACCGAAGACAGUACGUUUAAUACCAUCGGGUCGAGGCAGCUUCGGUCGUCAAGUAAACCCAGCAGUGCAAAAAAGACGUCACCCAACCCUUGUAACGGAGACACAGAAAUCUCUAGGGAAAAAAGUAGGCUCAGUGCUAAUACCGGUAGUGGUGCCAAUACACAACUGGUGGUUUCAUCAGCUGCAAUCGAUCAGGAUUGUGAACAUAUUCAAAAUGAAGAUCACAAGCCCUCUACAACAAUAUAUUCGCCUCCAAACAAAAGCCAUACAAGGAAAAGGAAAGUAGAGACACAUGACCAUAUCCAGCAGCCGGAUCACACUUUAUCACUCGAAACCCCUGCUCCACGAAAAAAGCGUAAGCAGAAGAGAUCGUCCUGGUGGGCUUGGGUCGAGAUGGAAGACGCGGAAACCCUAGAAUCAAAAGUACAAAAAGAAGGACUACCAAAAGAACCAGCCAAACGCCAUACGUCUCUGCCCCCUGAGUACAGUAUUCAACAGUUUUCGUUCCGGGCUGGUUAUCUCUCCAAUUCCGAUAAAGACUUGAUUCGUCAGUCGAGAGCUCUGUCCGAAGGAGCUGAUAAACCACGGGAUCCUAAACCUAUUGUCCCAACGAUUACUAGGAAAACCGGGAUUCUGGCCAAUGCUACAAUAACUUCGGGGAGGCUACGGCCUCGCAAAGAGCCGAGUACCUCGAGCUCCCAUAGAUUUCGGAAGUCAGCCUCCGAUUUUAUUGUUCCAAACAAUAGACUUAUCGAUAAUGGGGUUGAAACUAGUACUACGAGUUCUUCUAGGGUCCGACCACUAGCAGACAUCACCAACAGACUCCAUGUCGAACCCGAUGCCGGUGGCGAAACAGCAGUCAAAGUGACCACAUGCCUGGAUCAUGGCUCAGAAAUAUUAACUCCAAAAAGAAGAAAAUUGAACUCUAGUGCUAAAAGUGUUCAAAACUAUGGUGGAGAACAGGUUGUCGCACCAACUGCUGUUAUUAGCAAUGUCGAGCGCUUUGGGACUGGUGUCUUUACGGUGGUCAACGGCGUAUGGAUGAUGCCCAAGAUUUGUCACAAAUGCUUGAAAGUACGACAAUUCUGUGACAGAAGAACGCCUUGUGAUAGAUGUAGCAAAGGGGGUACAGAAUGUACCCGGGAUGAAGGACUCGUUCAAGCAAAGAUUGUUAAAACCGAACAGAAGGACGAAUUUUUCCCAUUCUCAUCACCUACACCUGAAACAUCGUCACAGAGAAAACGAGUAAGGCAGGCAUGGAAGCCACCAAAUCACGUCCCCCAACUUUCGAACGAAACCCAGAACCCAAUAGCACCAAAAGUAAAAAGGACCCGGGUUAAAAGGGAGGUGAUGAAUAGGCACCAGGUUGAGUAUUCCAGCCAGGAAAUGUCAAUGAUUCUACACGAUCCCCAAGCAGAUAAACCUCCUGGUAUCAGAAGACCGGAAAUUUGGUGCGAGUCUCGCCAAGAACUUUGCGAGAGCUUGACAUACUUUCGCAGUUAUCAAGGUGGUUGUUAUGGACAUAAUGGCCUUAUUCUAGGAUCCCUCCUUGAUGGUUUCCCUUCACCAAGAGACUUUGUUGAUGGCAAAGUUGUUAUCACCCAUACCGGUGGCAAGUCUGGCAAUGAUGAGGAUGGGCAUCGCAGGCUUCUUGCAAGCCAGACAAAAGAUGACAAGACAAUCAAAUACCUCCUUAGGAACAUCGCAGACAAGUCACCAUUGGUCCUGAUAAUGGGCAAGAACUGCGCAAUUUCGCCUUCGAAAAUUCCACAUACAUACUGUGUCAUGGCUUGGUUCAAAGUCACUGUUGGAUGGGCUGAAAAGGAUCCAGCCACUGGAUUAGCCAGAUGGAAAUUUCGUUUCGAAAAACUUGAUACAACAGAGGAUGGGUGGUGGGCUGGAGAGCCAUCAGUUGAAAGUGAACAUCCUGAGGAAAUGGUGAUGGGUACUUGCCGCACUUGUAAGACUGAGAGCCCACAUAUCUACAAAGAGGGAUGGAUGUGCCUCGAUCAGGGAUGUUCCCAAUUCUGGCAGCUUGAUGGUAAGGAUGCGCCUGCAGAGCUCGAGUACACUCACAACUUUAUAUUCUGCCGAACACAAUGGCCCCUAGAAUGCUCAAUGCCUCCUAGCGAGUUAGCGCCAACCCUCGAUGAAAAUCGUGAUAUUUUCUAUAACGGAGAGGAUGUCUCACGUAUCUACUGGAAGGGGCCUGCCGUACCUACAAACACUUGUCAUGAAGAUGUUGCGUACAAACGGUUCAUCGUAGAUGGCAUGACAGUGAUGCAGUAUAUGUUUGGAGAUUGUGGUACCGUGACACAUAUCCUAGCAAACAAGAAUACGAAUGCGCGCCCCAAGGACGCUGACUGGCUAUUGCAACAUUACCAGUCCAUUGAAAUGCCAUUUAAGCGUUUUCCCUUGCAGAAUCAUAAAUCCAGGGGAACAUUGUUAACUCAACAAUUUUCGUUCAAUUGUGGUGCACCAUAUAAGUUCAUUGCAAAAGUUGACAGCAGCCCAUUCGACAAGUCUCCGCCAGUCGUAUCUCAAGCGCUAAGUCUUAUCACCGCUCGCGCAAGGCUCGUUCAUGCCAAUGCAGAAUUCAAUGAAAUUCUUAGUGUUGGUUACUUCGAAGGCCAGAAGAUGGACUAUCAUGAUGAUGGUGAGGCUGGCCUUGGGGAAACUGUCGCCUCUGUCUCCCUAGGCGCGCCAGCUCGUAUGAGAUUUCGAUUGAAGAAAAAAUAUGUCAAGGAUAGCCAUCUUUGGACAACUAAACCUCCUGCCUUACAGCAACAUGAUAAUUCAAAUAUAGAUGACGAAGACGAAGAUGAGGAGAACGAGGACUUACCUGAUCUUCAACGGAAAUCAUCAGCCCGGGUCCCAAAAGAUGCUAGAGUCAAGCUCGACUUGUGCUUAAAUCAUGGAGAUGUGAUGGUGAUGAGUGGCCCUGGAAUUCAGAAAUACUGGGAGCACUCUGUAAUCCCUCUAGGGAAAUUUAGGAUAGCGGCCACCGCCCGCUUUAUCCAUCCAAAUCAUGCAGGUGUUCGUGAGCAGCUAGUGGAUAUGAAUGUGGUUACGGCCAGCGCUGAGAACGCCGGCUCAGACUCUAUCUCAUUACAAUCACAGCCCUCUGGCGAAAUUCAACAGGUGCCAGUAUCAAAGGAAUAUACGCAUGAACAUACUGGCGGUGAAGACAAUACUGCUGGUGUUGAAAAUAAUGCCCUGGAUGAAACUCCAUUACACCCAAGGCUCUCAGAAUCCCAGAGUAUUCAACAGGCACUUGUGCCAUACGGUAUUGAUACAGCAGUAGCUAUCAAUCAAAACACCUCUUAUAAGCAAACUCAAGAAUUCCCAAGAUUUCCUACUGCGGAUAUCUUUCACCCCGCAGAUGUUCCGAUACAAACGCCAGCCGAUAACAGCUUUUUUACAUCAUCCACUGCAUCGCUCUUUAAUAGCAUGCAGCCACCGGAACAUACAGAGUUUUACAAGUCCCGCAAGUUACCUGAACUGCCAGAAAAUAUGUCCAUCUAG
This is a messenger RNA of Morchella sextelata, 3954 nucleotides long. RefSeq lists its product as uncharacterized. The transcript has 13 exons. Lineage: Eukaryota; Fungi; Ascomycota; Pezizomycetes; Pezizales; Morchellaceae. The record is from RefSeq and is a predicted model, not a curated record. Gene Ontology annotation, biological process: DNA repair. The coding region runs from base 1 to 3954 and encodes 1317 amino acids.